Rasamsonia emersonii CBS 393.64 is the source of this 1380-nucleotide messenger RNA. RefSeq names its product Cellular morphogenesis protein (Bud22). The record is from RefSeq and is a predicted model, not a curated record. Bases 1 to 1380 code for a protein of 459 amino acids. Gene Ontology annotation, biological process: maturation of SSU-rRNA. Gene Ontology annotation, cellular component: 90S preribosome; nucleus. The transcript has 2 exons. Lineage: Eukaryota; Fungi; Ascomycota; Eurotiomycetes; Eurotiales; Trichocomaceae.
AUGGCCCUCCGGGCGCGACGAGAGCCGCGACGAGCGGCGCGUCGACCUGCGGGCGACCAAGCUGCGGCACAAGUUCGAGCGCGGUUCUCAGCUGCUGUACCGCGCGUUGAAGACGGCGCGGGGGUUCGAACGACAGAAGCUGGGCCGGCGGCAGAAGACGGCGAGGAAGGCCGAGGAUCAGAAGACGCUGGAGCGCUUGGAGAGGGAAGUGCUGGCGUUGAAGCGACGGCGGAAAGGUAUCUAUUGAAGCAGCUGGUCAAGACGAAACGGAUCGCCGAGACGCCCGAGUUCGAACGGUUGAGAAACUCCACAUCCGUCUCCAUUGCUGGACCGCGAGAUCCCGCAGAGGCGAACGUCACUGCGCGAUUGUUCAAGUCGAAUCCGGUCAAGAAUGCCAUGCCCGGGAUCAUGAGUGGGAUUAGAGCGGUCCUGGGACUGGACGAUGCGCCGACGAAAAAGACAGGCGGAGAGACUGGACACAACAAAGACGCGGAGCGCCGCCGCGAGGACACUGUCAAACAGCUGCAGGAGCGAAAAUCGGAUGGUGAAGAAAGCGACUCCGAGUCUGAAGCCAGGGACGGCGCUUCGGAAGAUGUCAGCAUGGACGACGCAGACCAGCAGAGCGUGGAUUAUGCUCAGUUCGACGGCCGUUUGGCCUCUUCGUCGUCGUCGGACGAGUCAGAAUCAGAGGAUGAAUCCGACUCAGAGAGACGUCGCAUCAGCAAGCCAGAAGCAAGACCGGAACGGUACGAUGCGGCGGCCGACCUCUCCAUUUCACCAUCUCCCUCGCCGUCUCGAAGUGCAUCGGAGUCACCUCCUCCAUCGAAGGCGAAAGGGCGUAGUAAAAAGAAGGCCGGACGAGCAGACGGGCCCGCAAAAAAGACGACUUUCCUCCCAUCGCUCAUGGCCGGCUACUGGUCGGGAUCGGAGUCGGGCGGCGACGUCGAUGAUAUCGCCGAAACUCGUCCUCGCCGGAAGAAUCGCAUGGGUCAGAAGGCCCGCCGGGCGCUGUGGGAGAAGAUGUACGGCGACAAGGCCAACCACCUGCAAAAGCAGAAGAAGCAGCAGCAGCAGGGCAAAGAAAGUCGUGACAAGGGCUGGGAUCCGCGCAGGGGCGCCACGGACGAGGAUGACAGCGGGAAGCCGAAAUGGGGCAAGCAACGAGCUGCUCAACAACAGCAGCGCGGAGGCGGUGCAAAGAACGAGAAGAACGAGCAGAAGCAGCAGCAGCAGCAGCAGCAGCAGCAGCAGCAGCAGCGCAAGAAACCCUCAUCAGAAGACAAGCCGCUCCAUCCAUCAUGGGAAGCAGCCCGGAAAGCGAAGGAGAAGGAACAGACAGCCCAAGCGUCGUUCCAGGGGAAGAAGAUUGUUUUCGACUAG